Molecule: messenger RNA, 1833 nt
Organism: Ascochyta rabiei
Lineage: Eukaryota; Fungi; Ascomycota; Dothideomycetes; Pleosporales; Didymellaceae
Exons: 3
Coding region: 1-1833 (610 amino acids)
Source: RefSeq, a predicted model, not a curated record
AUGUUUGAUCAACUACCAGAUGUUCAAUUGCCUUCCGACAAGACAGCUAAAGACCAACCCAGCGAUCUAGGAGGCCUUAGCCUCAAGUUCCUGAACAAUCUUAAAACCCGCUUCGGUGAGCAAUCACCUCAAUCACUUAACGUACACGAGACACUCGGUGCCUUCAAAAGAGGCGAACUCGGCAAGCGAGAAGUGCACAAGGCUAUACUCGAUACUCUCGAAGGUCACGACGAUCUCAGGCAAGGGUUGAUGGAUAUCCUCCUCCACCCAGAGGCUAAGUGGACCCCUGGCGACUUCCAUCUACCCAACGAGCAGCAAAUGCGACCGAUCCUGGAGCCAACCCCUCAGUUUCUUCAGCCUACACAUCAACUGCAGAUGCGGCUACCGUCUUUUUCGUCGAGAUGGUUCCCACUUCCUCAGGUCGAUCGAACAGCUAGUUUGGGCAUGUUUGGUGUUUGUAACGGCCACAGCAACGGAGACUCACCACCCACGUUACCAGUACUUGCUCAUUCCCAGCUACCGGAAACGGUUUCCAAUCUUUGGACGGAUCAUAGUGUCGAGGCCAUGCACACGAUUAUUGGUCAUGACGAGGUAAUGCCUCCUCCUAUCCGCACGGCGUUCCGCAAUCCUUGGGAAGAUUCGAGCUAUAAUGAAGAUUGGGCAAACGACGGACUCAACUUUUUAGCAGACGUCACAUAUAUUGACGAGCACUACACCGAAAACAUGAAGUCACCAUUGAUGCACCUGCAAGAAGCUGAGUUCAGCUUCAAACCGUCUUAUUCCAAGCAAGAGCCCCCUCAACAUCUGCACAGUCCAUGGCUCACCUACGAUCUUUUACCACCACCAACAGAUCACUACCUUAGUCGAUCUGUUCCAGAAGAGCAACAUACUGGAAACAAUCAUGUACCCCCGACCUCAGUCUCCGUAUCACCACCAAGCGCACAGAAAACAGAAGAAUACACGGAAGAAUUCGGAGAAGAUAUCAUGAGAGACCGAAGUCAAUCACUAGGAGGACCCUUCAUUCAUGCCCUCUGCGGCAAGGGCUUUGCAGCUCCGUCCAGGGUGAAGAAGCACCAUUGGGGCAAGAAACACAAUAACCUUGCCACAACGACAGGCUGCUGGGCUAAACACAAGAAACCAGAUGUUGCCUGGGAUGACCAUCCAAGCUGUCAGGAUGGGCGGUCGACGUCAGAGACAACGAAGCUCGUCGCACUAUCGUUUUCUAGGCGAAUCAGAUCUAAGGCGGCAAUACCAGAGCCCAAGACUCCAGCAGCUCUUGAUACGUCCCAGCAAAACACGAUCCCCGGGUUCCCCACACUGGAUUAUCUGCCGCACACAGUCGCCAGAGCUUUGAACACAGGCACUGCGACCGUUCACAGCCCACAAGAAUUGGAGCCAGGUUGCCAUGCUCAGAUUUCACCUCGCAGCAGCUUCGAUGGCCCGCUGACAGUGGUAAAUGUGGUUUCCCAGAUCGAUGCACCACAGCCUCAAAGUCGGACAAACUCCAUAGCCCUACACUUGGAUGCCCAAGUUGCCGCGACUGAACGACAUGCGCAGCACACGAUCUUUGUGCCGUUCAAAGCUCUUACAAGCAGUUCCGACCCACGUUUCGUAUGUCCUGUGGUGCCAACUGUGUUGGAUACGAUUACUCCCAGCAUGGAGGUUCCCUCGACACCUGGCAUGGGAUCUCGCUUGAAGCACGAAAGCGACCGACGUUCAUCGGUACGUUCGUCCGAUGUCGAGGAGUUCCAUACAGCCGCAGCUUGUUCGUGGCCCUUCGAGCCCACUGGAACUCACUCAUCAGGUCCGACAAGGAAGAAGCGCAAAGUCUAG